Cavenderia fasciculata is the source of this 1125-nucleotide messenger RNA. RefSeq lists its product as uncharacterized. NCBI's taxonomy places the organism in Eukaryota, Evosea, Eumycetozoa, Acytosteliales, Cavenderiaceae. The transcript is spliced from 5 exons. Gene Ontology annotation, cellular component: membrane. Bases 1 to 1125 code for a protein of 374 amino acids. The record is from RefSeq and is a predicted model, not a curated record. Gene Ontology annotation, biological process: transmembrane transport. Gene Ontology annotation, molecular function: transmembrane transporter activity.
AUGUCAAAAGACAACAACAGCUACAACAUCAAUAGCAACAAUGAAAAUGCACCAUUAUUAAAUCCACCUCCACCAUCAUCGGCACAGGAAGGACAAUUAAGUGAUAAAACUAGGAGAAUUGCAGGUAUUGUAAUUGUUAUCCUUAUUGCUGUCCUCCAAACUGCUCUAUCUGAGAUAGGUCAAACUGCCCUAGUUGGUUUUAAUAAACCUUUUUUUGUCUGUUUAUCAGGAUCAAUGUUUGUAUUUUUAGCCAUUCCAAUUGAAUUAAUUGUCCUGAAAGCAGAAUUACACAAAAAAGCCAAAGAAAAUGAAGAAGCUAGUUACAAUCGUAGUAUCAAUGACCAAAAUGAAACCAAAGAUUUAUCCAUGAUCGAAGCUCUACGUGAAGAGUUUUCAAAUUUGUCAUUUACUUUUCUUUUAAUUAUUGUUAAUUGGAUGUUUAUGAUUGGUUUAACUAUGACUGUUGAUAAACCAACAGUUUUAAAAGUAGCAUAUGUUUUAUUGUUUGUUGCUGGAGUUGUUGGUAUUACUGUGGCCGAUCAAUUGACCGGUAGUGAUAGUUCACAAUACCCAAAUGCAGUCAAAGGUGAUAUCAUCAUGGUGGCAUCUGCUGUCUUGUGGGCCACCUAUGAAGUAUUUGUAAACAAGAUGUUUUCAAAGGCAACUAGAACCGUGUUAAACUUUUUCGUUGGUAUGAAUACUUUUAAUAUGCUCGUUGUCGGUAUUCCAAUAUUGGCCAUUCUCAAUGCAAUCAAAUUUGAAACCUUUGAAUUCCCAGACAAAGAAACUUUUGGUGCGCUUGCUUUAAUGGGUAGUCUUUCAUUUGCUCUUAUUUAUGUUAUGAAUAUUGGUUUAUCAAUUACAAGUCCAUUAUUUGUAAGAUCAGGUGAAUUAAUGUCAAUUCCAGGUACAUUGUUAUGGGACAUUGUAUUUAAACAUGUUAAAUUCCCAUUGGUUGCCAUUCCAGGUUUCUCUGCUAUUAUUUUCGGUUUCAUAUUAUCAUUGUAUGCCGAGAAUAAAGCUAUGAAGGAUCAUGAAGAAGCAACCAAAAAAGAACAAGAACAGCAACAAAACGAAGUAAUUCAAGAUGGUAAAAGUUAUAAAUCCUAUGACAAUUAUAUUUAA